AUGAAAAAAAAAGUACAAAAAAAAUUAAAACGUUACAUAUUUGUUUUUGAAUCGUUGAAUGGACCUGGUCCAUUAGCUCCAUUAUUUGUCGAUGUAUCCGGUGUUUAUUUUCGACCAGAAGGUUUAAAUAAUACAUAUAUAUGUGGAUGUAGCCCGAAUGAAGAUAAUGACAAAUCUGAAAAUAAUCUCGAAGUAGAUUAUUCCGUAUUUGAAGAACAAAUAUGGCCAGUAUUGGCUAGUCGUAUACCAAGUUUUGAAACUUUAAAGCUCAAAAGUGCUUGGUGUGGUUUUUAUGAUUAUAAUUAUUUUGAUCAAAAUCUUAUCAUUGGUCCACAUCCUCAACAAAAGAAUUUCUUUUUUGCUAAUGGUUCAAGUGGACACGGUUUACAACAUGGACCUGCUAUCGGUCGAGCUCUAUCUGAAUAUUUAGUUGAUCUUAAAUAUCAAUCAAUUGAUUUAACACGUUUUGGUUUUCAACGUGUUGUUAAUAAUACUCCAAUAUUUGAGCCUAUGAUUGUUUAG
This is a messenger RNA of Adineta steineri, 522 nucleotides long. The record is from the annotation of a GenBank genome assembly. Lineage: Eukaryota; Metazoa; Rotifera; Eurotatoria; Adinetida; Adinetidae.